Molecule: messenger RNA, 1241 nt
Organism: Cryptomeria japonica (Japanese cedar)
Lineage: Eukaryota; Viridiplantae; Streptophyta; Pinopsida; Cupressales; Cupressaceae
Product: transcription factor MYB1
Exons: 3
Coding region: 103-966 (287 amino acids)
Source: RefSeq, a predicted model, not a curated record
CCAUGCCGCAGCUUCAUACAUUGGCUAUAUAUAUGAUGAUGAUCCUGUAGUGAGGAAAGAUAAGUGGAAACAUUCAGAUUGGAUGGUUUGAUUAUAAUCAAUAUGGGUAGGGCUCCUUGCUGUUCCAAAGAUGCAGACCUCAAUCGUGGGGCCUGGACUGCUGAGGAAGAUAUGAUCUUGAGUGAAUACAUAGCAAUUCAUGGCGAUGGUGGAUGGAGAUCUCUCCCACAAAAAGCAGGGCUCAAGCGAUGUGGCAAGAGUUGCAGAUUGCGUUGGUUGAAUUAUCUCCAUCCUCAUAUUAAUCGUGGAAACAUUUCUCAAGACGAAGAGGAGCUCAUUAUUAGAAUGCAUGGACUCCUUGGCAACCGGUGGUCACUGAUAGCUGGUCGACUACCUGGUCGGACAGACAACCAAAUCAAGAAUUACUGGAACACUCGUCUGAGCAAGAAGCUGCACAACAAUGGGUCUACUGCAAACAAAACAGAAAAACUGAACACCAAAUUCAAAUCUCCAUCUUGCCCAGAGGAUCAAAAUAUGUCAGAAGUCAUUCCUGUGAAAGCAACUGCAGUGAGAGUUGCAAAAGGCCUCAGCAAUCAAGGCUUCAUGAUUGAUUCACAAGUCAUAAGGGACUCCAACUCAUGGCAUGAUUUGCUGGUGGAUGAAUCGACUACAGACCAUGAUCUACAAUUUGUCGGCUACAAAUUUGCUGAUUCUUCCCUGGAAAUCAAUGGACAAAGUUCUUCAGAUUCUCUUGGGUUACUGAAUUCUCCUGACUGUAAUCUAUUCUCUCCAGUUCAUUUUUCCAUGAAUUUCAGAGUGGAAGAGUUCAAAGAGGGUAUGAUGAAUGUUCUGAAACAAGAACAUGAUGAUCUUGAGAGUAACGUGCAACAACAAUGGAGUUUUACAGUAUGUGAUGAGCAAGGGAUUGAAGAAAUAUACAAUAACUGCUGGGUGGGUGAAUUUUAAAGGUUACAGAUGGAAACCCACAAAUUAGUUGGUUUCUUAAUAAAUGAUUUUACGCAAGUAGAAAAUCCACACCUGCAGAGAGUUUUUAGGUCAAUGAAUUUUGAUGCUUGUUGUGGUGCAAUUUUUGAAAUGGAAAUUGUAUUGACUUCGAUUAUAAGCUUCCUUAACAAAUUAGGCUAAGCUACAUAUGACAAGGGACGUCUCAAAUACCUCACAAAGUUUUGAGUGAGUCAAGUUACAAUAUAGUAAUGUUGUUUAAAGCUUUAAAUCCAUCA